AGAUGAUUCACGAAUAGCAAUGGCCAAAGUUUCCAAAGCAAUAUCAAAUAACAGUGGACUAAAAGGACAAUCUUGCCUGGUGCCGCGAAACAACUGAAAAAAGGGAGAUCUUUGGUUAUUGGUUAAAAAUGACAAGGAAUUUAUCUGCGGGAAUCUCGAGCAGAGCACGCUAGUUUUGCUGUUUCUGUCCACGUGUAUAAGAAGUGGAGCAAGGGAUUCACUCGAUCAUCCUUCCUGCUCAGACUGUGAGGAGGGUUUACUCAAUCAUCUGACCGACUGGCAGGCCCGUCAAUUUACACAGGGGAGAGGCCGUUCACCUUUUCAGACUGUGGGGAUUCAAGGUCAUCUCAUGAAGGUACAUCAGCAAGUUCAUACAGGGACAAGGCCAUUCACCUGUUCUGUGUGUGAGAAGGGAUCCAGUUGGUCAUCCCACCUGUGGACACACCAGUCAGUUCACACUGGGCAGAGGCUGGUCAUCUGCUGAAUUUGUGGGGACGGAUUCACUCAGUCAUCUGACCUAAUGGCUCACCAGCGAGUUCACACUGGAGAGAGGCCAUUCACCUGCUCGACCUGUGGGAAGGGAUUCACUUGCUCAUCUAAACUGAAGGUACAUCAGCGAGUUCACACGGGAGAGAGGACGUUCACCUGCUCAGACUGUGGGAAGGGAUUCACUCAGUCAUCCGAUCUGAAGGUACAUCAGCGAGUUCACACUGGGGAGAGGCCGUUCACCUGCUCAGACUGUGGGAAGGGAUUCACUCAGUCAUCUCAACUUAAGGUACAUCAGCGAGUUCACGCUGGGGAGAGGCCAUUCACCUGCUCAGAUUGUGGGAAGGGAUACACUUUGUCAUCUCAACUGCUGAGACACCAGUCAGUUCACACAGGGGAGAGGCCAUUCCCCUGCUCAGACUGUGGGAAGGGAUUCACUUCAUCAUCUCAACUGAAGGUACAUCAGCGAGUUCACACUAGGGAGAGGCCUUUCAUCUGCUCAGACUGUGGGAAGGGAUUCACUCAGUCAUAUCAACUACUGAGACACCAGUCAGUUCAUACCGGGGAGUGGCCAUUAACAUGCUCAGUCUGUGGGAAGAGAUUCCGUUUGUCAGCUCAACUACGGAGACACCAGUCAGUUCACACUGGGGAGAGGCCGUUCACCUGCUCAGACUGUGGGAAGGGAUUCACUUCGUCAUCUCAACUGAAGGUACUUCGGCGAGUUCACACUGGGGAGAGGCCAUUCACCUGCUCAGAUUGUGGGAAGGGAUUCACUCAGUCAUCCGUUCUGAAGGUACAUCAGCGAGUUCACACAGGGGAGAGGCCAUUCACCUGCUCAGAUUGUGGGAAGGGAUUCACUUUGUCAUCUCAACUACUGAGACACCAGUCAGUUCACACAGGGGAGAGGCCGUUCACCUGCUCAGACUGUGGGAAGGGAUUCACUUCGUCAUCUCAACUUAAGGUACAUCAGCGAGUUCACACUGGGGAGAGGCCGAUCACCUGCUCAGACUUUGGGAGGAGAUUCUCUCAGCCAAGUCGAUCAAAUGUGCAUCAUUGA
This is a messenger RNA of Mobula hypostoma (lesser devil ray), 1543 nucleotides long. Its product is annotated as oocyte zinc finger protein XlCOF6-like. The record is from RefSeq and is a predicted model, not a curated record. Bases 521 to 1543 code for a protein of 340 amino acids. The transcript has 2 exons. Lineage: Eukaryota; Metazoa; Chordata; Chondrichthyes; Myliobatiformes; Myliobatidae.